Messenger RNA from Emericellopsis atlantica, 1880 nucleotides. Its product is annotated as chromate transporter-domain-containing protein. The record is from RefSeq and is a predicted model, not a curated record. The coding region runs from base 380 to 1873 and encodes 497 amino acids. Gene Ontology annotation, biological process: chromate transport. NCBI's taxonomy places the organism in Eukaryota, Fungi, Ascomycota, Sordariomycetes, Hypocreales, Bionectriaceae. The transcript has 4 exons. Gene Ontology annotation, molecular function: chromate transmembrane transporter activity.
UGAUUCUUCGAGAAAUUCUGCUGCCGUCGAGAUGGAAGCGGUCCUGAUAUGGUCAUGAUGAUGUGACCUUUGAUGUGCGUACUGUAGGCUGCAGCUCCGGUGGACUCACGCAUAUAGGUAUGUCCGGAGGGCACAGGGGUGGGAAGCCUCAGUUCUCUGCCUUAGACUACGUACAGUAGGGGUCCUGGUAAGUAAUAAACUUUCCAGCCGUGCCGUCCCCUGCCAAGCCAAUGAUCGAUGCUCAAGCAUAGCGUCUCCACCGAUCAAGGCUCAUCAAGACUCAUGCCGGUCGCCUUUUAAAAGUGUCUGGCGUGCCUGUCGUACUCGCAGCAUCUACCUACGCUCCUGAACCUGCCGCGACACUCUGCCUUGGCCCGACAUGGCGUCCACCGAAGAUCUGACGUUCAAGGCGCGGGUGUGGGAGACUAUCAAGGUGAACUGGCAUCUCGGCUUCACUGCCUUUGGUGGUCCGCCAGUGCACUUCAAGAUUUUUCGAGACAAACAUGUCGUCAAGCUACGAUGGCUGGAUGAACAGCUUUACCAGGAGCUGUUCAGCAUCUGCCAGGCCCUCAGCGGGCCCGGCAGCACCAAGAUGCAUUACUGUAUCAAUCUGCUCCACUCCGGCUUCCCCUGCGCGGUGCUGGGCUUUCUGAUAUGGAGUCUCCCCGGUGCCAUUGGCAUGUACGCUCUCUCCAUCGGCGUGUCCAACAUCUCCGAGCAGCUGCCCCGCGCGGUGUACGCGCUCCUCUCGGGCCUCAACGCCGCGACGGUCGGCAUCAUCGUCCUCGCCGCGGUGGAGCUGUCGCAAAAGGCCAUCACGGACAAGGUCACGCGCAUCCUCGUGUUCCUCGCCGGCGCGGCGGGUCUGCUGUACAACGCACUCUGGUACUUCCCCGUGCUCAUGGUGGCAUGCGGCAUCGUGACCAUCAUCCACGACUUUCGAUGGCUGCACCCCGUCGUGCACAAGGUCACGCGCCUGUUUGAGAAGAAGAGGGAUGAGGAGAUUGAGAUGGAGCGCAAUGCAGUACAGAGUGGCAGGUCGGCAAGUUGCGCGGAGGAAGAGGAGAGGACGUCGAGAGACACGCGCAACGGGCCGUUGACACCGCCACCCGAGCAGCAGGACAACCAGGGAAUCCUCCCGUCGACCGAGACUGAGGACGAGCCGCGCGUGAUCCCCGAGAGUCACCGCGUGGAGGUGGGCAUGUCGUGGAAAGUGGGACUGGGCGUGGUGUCACUCUUCCUGCUCAGCUUCACCGUCAUCAUGGUUAUCCGCGGCGUGCUGCCGGGCCAGCCGCUGCUCUACCGCCUGUUCGCCAACAUGUAUCUCGCGGGCACAAUCAUCUUUGGCGGCGGGCCGGUGGUCAUCCCGCUGCUGCGCGAGUACGUGGUGACAGAGGGGUGGGUGAGCCCCCGUGAUUUCUUGAUCGGUCUAGCUAUCAUCCAGGCCUUCCCCGGCCCCAACUUCAACUUCUCCGUCUAUCUCGGUGGCCUGACGGCCAUCAACGGCGGGCAGAAUGCGGCGCUGGGCGCGCUGGUGGCGUAUCUCGGCAUCUUCCUGCCGGGCAUGUGGCUUGUGCAUGGCACCGUGGGGAUCUGGAGCGCGAUCCGCGGCUGGCGCUGGGUCAAAUCGGCCGUGCGCGGUCUCAACGCGGGGGCCGUGGGCCUCAUCUACACGGCCGUGUACCGGCUCUGGCAGAUUGGCUACAUUGACGAGGGGUAUCGUGACGGGACGAGUCUGGCCGUCGAGCCGUGGUGGGUUGUCGUCACGGCCACCAGCUUCGUCGGGGGCAUGUGGUUCGGUCUCAAGCCCUGGGUGGCCAUCGUCCUUGGCGGCGUCAUGGGCAUGAUCUGGUAUGGCGUUGUGACGACCUAGGUAGACC